AUGGGAGAUUCGACUGGAAAGCGCAAGCAAGACACGGCCUCCAAUGGGUCCGGGUUCAAAAAGCAAAAGAAGGGACACGGGGGCAAAUGGAAGACAACCCACCAGCAAACCAAGGAUGCUACACAGAUUAAAAUGGGAAAAUCUAUUGACAUUGGAGACCAAGGGUUGUGGGUAACCUACGCCCGAGGUAUGAAAGUCAAGGCUGUGAAGGAAUUUACAAAAUUGUGCUUCCAGUACGGAGAAACCAUGUACGGUAUCGCACAGGAAGAAGAAAAUACCAACACGGACGCUAAGGAGGAGGAUGAGGUAGAAGAUAUCGAGGCAUCCAUUCAAAAGGAGCUGGAUGAUAUGAAAGCGUCGCAAAAGCCACAGCCUGGGGUGAGACUGUUCACACCAAUCACCACCAACAUAGAUUGCGUUUUCUUCAUGAAGGCACUAUCGCCAAUUGAACCAGAGAAAUUGGCCCUACAGAUAUGCGAGGAUGCGAGGGACUGUGCCGACAUUAGGAAGCGAAGAUGCCGGUACAUUAAUCGACUGACACCUGUUGUGGCUAGCGAUAAAGCCACUGAUAACGGCAUUAUCAGGAUUGCAAGAAAGGUGCUGGCCCCAUACUUUGAACUGAACCCGGCACCGGAUGCAGGCGAAGAGGCGUCGGAACAAGUCGACAAAGGUGCUUCCACAGGCGGUGAUGCACCACACACGUACGCAAUUCGAUACAACAUACGGAGCCAUGAUACAUUCACAUCCGAGGAUGUCAUCAAAAAGAUUGCCAGCGUGGUAAACCCUAAACACAAGGUGAACCUCGGCAAGCCUGACAAGGUUAUUCUUGUCGAGAUUUUCCAGCUGCACUGCGGGCUGUCCGUAGUUGAUGGAAACGCAUGGGAGGCUUUGAAAAAGUACAACGUCAACGCCCUGUACGAACUAAAACCGCCCACGUCAGAGGAUGAUGCUACAAAAGCUCAACAGGUAGAGGACAAGUCAUGA
This is a messenger RNA of [Torrubiella] hemipterigena, 984 nucleotides long. The record is from the annotation of a GenBank genome assembly. Lineage: Eukaryota; Fungi; Ascomycota; Sordariomycetes; Hypocreales; Clavicipitaceae.